Molecule: messenger RNA, 2090 nt
Organism: Daphnia pulicaria
Lineage: Eukaryota; Metazoa; Arthropoda; Branchiopoda; Diplostraca; Daphniidae
Exons: 11
Coding region: 420-1868 (482 amino acids)
Source: RefSeq, a predicted model, not a curated record
AACCGCUAUCUGGUUUGGCAACGUCGUAACAUAUCAUUGCCGCUCUCUGAGUACACCCGCCACUUUUGUGAAGACUGGAGAUCACAGACGAGUGAAUGUAAUCUGUGCAACCGAAGAGAGUUUUAUACUUGGCCGAAUAAAACAUAUUAAGAACCCCAGGCCCAAACGCCAAACGUCCUUGUUACAAGGCACACUGGGUUGUGCUGAAAACCAGCUCUCUUAGAGCUUGCAACAUGGAAACAAGAAUUUAAUGUGAAGAAAUUCAAUAACAGAUGAAAAUUUAAUUAUAGAUAUCUAUGUAUGUACAAAAUUCAACACACCUCAGUCCAAUCAAAUUGACCUCAACUCACAAUUGUUGCCCAGAAUCGAGAAAAGUAGGUUGAUUCUCACGAAGUAACUUACUGGAUCCAAAGACAAUAAUGACACAACUUACAGAAGAAUCCAGAGAGAAUGAGCUGGUGGCAAGGAAAGGUGUUGACCUUCACUCAAAUGAAACUCGUGAUCCUGGGAACCAACAUUUUUCAAAGGAUAAUAACCUAUCCUCUAUGUUUCUUUCAGUGGACACUACAGAUUUUUCGCUCGCCAGUCUAUCACUUGAUUCCGACAUCGUGCUGGAUGAGGUACAAAACUCCAAUUGCACUUUGCAGCCUCAUUUAGAUGUCAAUGCUUCGACAAGCCCCAGCACUGAUGUUAUGCACUUCGAUACUCAAAAUACUGCCAAGGAAAUAAUCGGAUUCAAACUGGAAAAAGAGCUUGAUGUUGGCGAGUGCGAUAUAAUCGAUGGAUUUAUGAUUCACUCCUUCACGACCGCGGAUGCCUUGGAACAAUUUGUUGCCAGUAGGGCAGCUGAAAAGACAUUAAAACUUUCCUCUCGUUUGAAGAAAGCCAGAAAAUUAGCUCCUUCAUUUUUUAGAGACGUGAACAGUAUGGAUGCUUCAUUAUUCGUUCUUUCAGCAGAGCCGUAUUACGAAGAUUACAAUGUUCCCUUUCCCCCAAACAAGCGUCGGUUGACUGUCGAGUGCCUAAAGCGUUUCUGCACCAUGGGUUGCAUCUGUGAUAGCUUGAAUUCGACUAGACCAUUUUAUGAACACUGCAAUCAUCCUGAAUGCAUGUUCGAUCUCGUAUGUUGCUACAAACAUAAACUGAGAUAUCGCGAUUCUCCUUCACCAACCAAAAGAUACGACUCCCGAGAUUUCAACAAGUUUUCUGAUAACGCUUUGCUGAAACAGUUGUCGUCGAUAAAGGAAGAAAUCUACUUCAAAACGGAUCUCAUCGAUCGAUUAGUAUCUGAACUGAAUGAGAAGCAAUUGGAAAUAGACAACCUUAAAAAACAAUUGAUGGGAAAAAGUAUCUUCAGAAGCAACAUUACUCUCCGUCCGUCUCCCCUCCAAAGCGAGGCUUCCGCCACAGUGAAAAAAGUGAAGGCUGAGGAAGAUAAGAAAGGGAAGAUGAAAGAAAGGCCCAAAGUUGAGAUUAAAAAAGAAGCUGAAGGCAGGAGGGUAAAGGCCAAGGUCGAAGUCAAGGAAGCAAAGGGGAAGAUCAGCCAUGCGCAUGCGGAUGGACUUUAUGCGAACUCUUUCCCGUUUGAUGAAAGAUUUCUCAACAGGCUUGCUGAGAACACUACAUGUUCGAUUUUUGUGCGACAAUUGAUGCGACACACGUUUACUUUUGAUUUUUUGGCUAGUGCGAAUUGUAGUUCGAUGAACGAUGAACACAUGGCCGCCAUCAUAGAUGCUACUAUGAAGCGGUUUAAAUUUUACCAUAGAAAUAAUGGUGAAUUCGUUCAUGUGACUCCAGAACUGGUCAAGAAGGUAAUCGUGUCUGAAUUCAACCUCAAGCAAACGCAAAAAAAGAGGAAAAGGAUGUAAGCGAUUUAUUGACCGACGUGCUUUUGUCUUAUAAUUUUCUGUCUGGAGAGGAUUAUUGAAACUUAUUGUAUAUUUCUUGAAGCGUUUUAUAUUAACUCCUAAGUUUUCUUGGUUAAACGUUGACGGCGAUCCCCUUUUUUUCGAAUUAAACUUUUGUAUUGGUUACCUUUUAAGAACUUUCCAGUUUAUAAGUAUAAAAAUAAAACAUUUUAUGUCCAACUA